This is a messenger RNA of Eremothecium gossypii ATCC 10895, 1953 nucleotides long. It is a transcript of the gene UTP8, whose product is annotated as Utp8p. The coding region runs from base 1 to 1953 and encodes 650 amino acids. The transcript has a single exon. The record is from RefSeq and is marked provisional. NCBI's taxonomy places the organism in Eukaryota, Fungi, Ascomycota, Saccharomycetes, Saccharomycetales, Saccharomycetaceae.
AUGGCUUAUAUCGCACAACCUUUCAGAUUGGCGAAUCUGCCCAAAAUAUCGUCGCUCAAUAAUUAUGCGCAGCAGACUAGCUACCUACAGGUAGCAGACGUCCUUGAGCCCACAUCCAAUACGGUGACCGUCGGCGUCUCCGGGAGCAGCAUAUCGCAGUACGUUAUCAACCCCACGCCAAAGCUGGUAUAUAAUAUCCCAAUUCCAUCGACCAACGUUGUGACGGGAUGUGACGUUCUGGCCAUGAGCGAUGGGGCCGAGCUGUGGAGCUAUGCUUUGACAGCCAACGGUAAGGUACACACAUUGCACGCUGUGCUGCGGAAGGCAGGUGCAGCUCCACAAGAGACAGGGCUGGACGCUUCGGAAGACGAGCACUUUAAGCAGACAUUGAAGGGACGCGUGGUCAGAGUGCGUAUACUCUCCGCGUGUAAGAGAAUCAUGGUUGUGUUGGACUGCGGCCUCAUACAGACCUACGACUACCAGUUGCAGCUGCUGCAUUCGCUCGAUAUCUCGUAUACGAAUGUGGGGCUGGUGGAGUACUUCACAGAUUCCGCGGGAAAGGAUUACAUGUUUGUGCUGUGCGACAUCCAGAAUAAGAAGACGUGCUACAAACUGUUCCAGCUAAACCACUCCGCGGAGAACCUGCCUAUCACCGAGCUGAACUCUGUUAUCCUAGAAGAUUUCGCGCUUGCGGAGUCGAAGAUGGUGUAUCAGUUCGGAAAACUGUACAGGCUCGUCGACAGCAAAAUGUACGUAUACAGUCUGCCGCACUUCCAGCUAUCGCAUUGUGUGCCACUUCCAUUCGUGCGUAAAGACGAUCAAGUGUCUUUGCAAGCGAUUUCCACCAACAGGCUUCUGUUGACCUGUUGCAACAAGAUCUUCCUAUUGGAUCUACUGCAUAAUGCCAUCCUAUACGAGCGCGAGCUCUCCAACAUAAAGUUCUUCCAGCUUCUGCGCGCUGCGGUGAUUCCGGGCACUACGCCCGGAGAAAGCAACAGAACGUUUGCCAUCGGUGUCUCAACCAAGCAGGGUUCAAAUCCUUCCAGUGCUUUGGACGUUGUCACAAUCGCCGUGGGGACCGGUACUCUGAAGGACUCUCUGGGCAAGGGCUUUUUGUCAGGCGAACACCGCAGGACGGAAGCUCUAAAGCCGCUUUUUGGUACAGACGACGAUGAAUCCCCCAACAUCGAUUUUGCUGCGAUUCUUGCUGAACUGACGUCAAGGACCACCCCUAAGGCCUUCGACAGCAUAUUCUACAAGCGCCUCGGUCCUAAAAAAGAAUAUUACACAGAGCACGAUCGGUUUAUCAAUAACUCGGAAUUCCUCGCCGGGAUUCUAGAUCAUAUCUUUGCGACUUUCGCAGACGAGUUCCCGAAGGCGCUCAUUUACCUUCUCACGCACCCGCUCUUCCCAAGCUCGCAUACCAAAGGCUUGCUGCCCAAACUCAAGGCUCAUCCGCGCCUCUUCAAGCAAGCCGUUGUUACAUGCCCCAAUCUGCCGCUCGAUGAGCUGCUCCACGAGCUGUUCACGGUUCUCAACGAUGAGCUGUCGCUAGACCUUUCUCUGCGGGUUCUGCAAGAGUUCACCAAGGAGGACAUCAAGCAAGGUAUCAGGGAGCUAAGCAGGGUGGACUUGCACAAUUUCCUCAAUUUCGUCAUUAAAGACUCCACCGAUGUCGAGGAAAGACAGAAGGCUAAGCCGCAGCUCUUCCAGCUGCUGAGCCUGGUCAUCGAUGCAGUGGGGUUACUCGCUCUUGAGGGGGAUAUUCUGCACAGACUUUCCGCCUUUAUUGAUUCGCAGGUCGCUGUCGCAGAUCAGCUGGUCGAGCUUUUGUACCUCUUAGAAAACUCUAGCACCAAAAAGGGCAAACAUCUGAACAGCGUCACAAGGCUAGACGAAUCUCCCGUAGCUGCCACGAUACCAUUGUAUAGUGUGGAGUACUUAGAUAGUUAG